Messenger RNA from Nomia melanderi (Alkali bee), 1713 nucleotides. RefSeq names its product trafficking protein particle complex subunit 13. Gene Ontology annotation, cellular component: TRAPPIII protein complex. The record is from RefSeq and is a predicted model, not a curated record. Lineage: Eukaryota; Metazoa; Arthropoda; Insecta; Hymenoptera; Halictidae.
UUUCGCCUCUGUAAAUGUCCUAUGAGUCUGUGUCCUAAGUUUAUGCAGUUAACACUGUUCAAUACGCCCCCUUAUGAUAUUCAGUCAAUAUACGUACCUAAGUUAAAUGAAAUUGUCAACGUUCACAUUUCUUCCCCAUAUUAUUCUGCAAUAACUAAAUUCUCGUUCCUCUUGGAAACUUUAUUUAUUGUUACCUUGAAAUAUGUGGAAAAUUUAAGAUACAUACAGCUUCAUAUCAUCUUUAUUUAUGUUUGUGUAACAACUGUUCUUAUUGUUUGUAAAACAGUGUGUGUUGUGUGCAUCAGGGGAAGCUAAAUUUUCUAAAAAACUUUAAUGAAGAUUUCCUGCUUUUUCACUGCUAAGUGUUUGUAGUCAAAAUGGAAACUAAACCAAAAAGUGAACACUUACUAGCAUUAAAAGUGAUGAGAUUAACUCGUCCUACUCUCGCAAGUCCAGUAGUCGUAACGUGUGACUCAACAGAUCUUCCUGGUAAUACGUUAAAUAACGAACUUAAAAACGAUUGUACUGCUUUACAAGGAAUGGAAACUCUUACGGUGGGACAAUUUAUGGUUUUACCACAAAGUUUUGGGAAUAUUUAUUUAGGUGAAAUCUUUUCAAGCUACCUGUGCGUACAUAAUGGUAGUAAACAAUUAGUAAAAAAUGUUACUGUUAAAGCAAAUUUACAAACAAAUACUCAAAUUAUUUCUCUUUCUGGUAAUAGCGGAGAAAUGAAAGAUUUACCACCUGACAGUACAGUUGAUGAAGUAAUACAUCAUGAAGUGAAAGAAAUAGGCACACAUAUAUUAGUAUGUGAAGUAACUUAUGCGCCUACGAAUAUAGGCGCUACUUCACAAUCAUUUAGGAAAUAUUAUAGGCUUGAAGUGGUAAAACCGUUAGAUGUGAAAACAAAGUUUUAUAAUGCAGAGUCAGAUGAAGUAUAUCUUGAAGCACAAAUACAGAAUCUUACAGCAGGUCCGAUAUGCUUAGAAAAAGUUUCUCUUGAAUCGUCUCACUUAUUUAGUGUGACAACUCUAAAUACAAACAAAAAGGGAGAAUCCAUUUAUGGAUCGGUUAAUGUAUUAGACCCUGAUUGUAGUAGGCAGUAUUUAUAUUGUUUAAGACCUCAGUUAACUUUAUUAAAAGAUCCAAAAAUGAUGCACAACGCGACAAACAUUGGGAAGUUAGAUAUCGUUUGGAGAAGUAAUUUAGGAGAAAGGGGAAGGCUGCAAACAUGUCAGUUGCAACGAAUGGCACCUGAAUACGGUGAUUUGCGAGUCACUAUAAAAGAUAUUCCCCCGAAAGUUUAUCUCGAACAGUCAGUAACACUUAAUUGUCACAUAAUAAACACAUCAGAAAGAAGUAUGGAUUUAAUGUUAUGUUUGGAAUCUGGUAACUCUAUAGCAUGGUGUGGUAUAUCCACCACAAAAAUUGGAACAUUAAAACCAGGAGCAUCAAUUGACAUUCCUUUAUGUAUAAUCGCAUUACACAGCGGUAUUAUAACUAUCUCAGGAUUAAAGUUGGAAGAUACAUAUUUGAAAAAGACAUAUGAUUAUGAUGAUUUAGCGCAAAUAUUUGUGUAUCAAAACCACUAGUCAAAAGUUCAAUAAAUUAUUACAAAUGCUUAAUUAACUAUGUAAUUUUAUAAAACUGUACCUAACUAUGUAUACUCUUAAAUAUAGUUAAAAAUAAUAUUGUCUGUAACAUUUUCUUCAU